GCUAAUUCUGUUUUCUACAGUUAUUCCAAACUCAAUUGAAUUGAAUUAGAUUGAAACGUGUUGUAUUGUGUUCAGUGUUGGUUUGGUGUGUUGUUUUGAGUUAUGAAUGCUUGUUGAACGUGUUAUCCCGUUUACGCCAAUUAGAAUUAGAAUAACUAGGAUUUAAUUUACUUCCACUUAGGUUCGUUUUAUUCCUUGUGUUUCCUUGAAGUUCAGUACUACAUCCUUAUUUAGCGUACACUAGCCUGUUGCUCUAUAGUUGGAUUAGGUUAGGAUUGCUGUAAUCAACUUUAAGUGUUUGUUUGGUUCAUGGUUUCAAGUUUAGUUGUAAAGACUAUAUUAAUUAGGUAUUUUGCCUUCGAAGAUCGGCAAUUUAUGGGAAAGUCAAAGGCUAAUGAAGGAGAUGAAUCAAGCAUAUCGAGUUAAUAAAGAUGAUAAAAUACUUCUUUUAGGGGAAGGAAAUUUUUCAUUUUCAAAGAGCUUUAUUACAUUUAUUGAGACUCAUUCUCCACAUAUUCUUAAGGAAAUUGAAAUAUUUUCGACGUGCAGGGAGAGUGACUCUCAGGGCUUUUCUGAUUUGAAAGAGAAAACGGUCAAGUUUCUUUUGGAUAAAGGUGUUAAUGUUGUUUUUAAUGUUGAUGCAACUAAUCUGAAAUGCCAUUUGGCAGUAGGAAAGAAAAAGUUCAACAAAAUCAUAUUCAAUUUUCCACAUGUUGGAGGUAAAAUGAAGAUACAUCUGAAUCGCAAACUCUUAAAGGAUUUCUUCUGCAGUGCAAGAGAAGUAUUGGCUGAGAGUGGGCAGGUGGUAGUAGCACUGUGCGAUGGCCAGGGCGGUACAUCAGCGGACACAAAGCGACGGCACUGGCACGACACAUGGCAGGUGACAGAGAUGGCGGCGUAUUCCGACUUUGUGUUGCACAUAAUUGAACCAUUUGACCUGGCCAGCUUCCCACACUAUGUCAAUGUUGGUUACAGAAGCUGUGAAAAGAGUUUCCACUGUGAAAACGCCAUUGUUCAUGUUUUUAAAACAGAAGACCCACCUCGUAUCCUUCUAGAAGACCUUGAUAAGUGGUUUUCAGUUGAGAAUAUGUCGGAAGACAUGAUUUUUGAAUUUCUCGAUUGCCACAUGAGAAACCCGUUUUCAAACCCUCAAUCUCCCACAUCGUAUAUAUGCAAAACUCUGUCGGAAAAACUGGGUUUUAAAUUCAACACUUGUGAGCCAGUAGAGAGUUAUUGUAAUACUGGUUCAAAACCAUCUGUAAUUGAUGUGAUGAAAAUUUUCAGCAAACUUAAAGAAGAAAAUAUUAAUGGUGAUUGCUCUGUUGUAAAAGUUGUGAUGAAAACUAAACCUGUUGACCUCAAGGAUUUCUCUAAGGCUCCUGUAAGAUGCCAAUUGAUGAUGUUUGGAUCUGAAUCAAUUUCAGUGUUUUACGAGUAUCUUUCCCAUCUCAUAACUGUUUUCCAAUCUGGCUGGCUCUUGAAUGUUGUUAAAAUAGAAGAUAUAGCAUGGAAAAGCAAAAUGCUUGUUACACCUUUAAAUUCAGACACAUUUCAAGCUUUUAGUGCGGUUGAGACAUUAGUCCUCCCCAAUGGAAUAUCUUGUCACAUCAUACAUGUAGACCUACUGGCUCAAGUCUUGUUCCAACUGGAAGACUGGAGAUCUUUGUGGGACGGCAAGGUUGAUAGCUCCGGUACUGGAAAGCCGACAUUUCAUCCCAAAAGUCUUUUUCCAAAAGAACACGCAUUUGAUUUGGGCCUGUCAGUACCGCUCCAUUUGAAAGAUCAGUUUGAGAAUAGAUUUCUUCUGGUUUUGUGGCUUUUAGCAGGAGAUAUGAUUGUUAAAACAGAACGUCUCAGUACGUACCUCCCUACGGAUAGAGAGUUAGUGUGUUAUUGCUAUCGCAUCACGUACACUUCGCACACAGCCCCUUUACACAGAAAGAGAGUUAUACACAUCCACGAGAAUAUAAUUGCUAAGUUCAUAUCUAAAUCACUGCGCGUAAAUAUUACAUGAAACAAAUUGUGACUAAAGACUUUGU
Molecule: messenger RNA, 2039 nt
Organism: Homalodisca vitripennis (glassy-winged sharpshooter)
Lineage: Eukaryota; Metazoa; Arthropoda; Insecta; Hemiptera; Cicadellidae
Product: mitochondrial ribosome-associated GTPase 2
Exons: 2
Coding region: 395-2014 (539 amino acids)
Biological process (GO): rRNA base methylation
Cellular component (GO): cytoplasm; mitochondrion
Molecular function (GO): GTP binding; rRNA (uridine-N3-)-methyltransferase activity; GTPase activity
Source: RefSeq, a predicted model, not a curated record